This is a messenger RNA of Spea bombifrons (plains spadefoot toad), 1488 nucleotides long. It is a transcript of the gene PIGK, whose product is annotated as phosphatidylinositol glycan anchor biosynthesis class K. Lineage: Eukaryota; Metazoa; Chordata; Amphibia; Anura; Pelobatidae. The transcript has 12 exons. Gene Ontology annotation, molecular function: GPI-anchor transamidase activity. The coding region runs from base 24 to 1196 and encodes 390 amino acids. The record is from RefSeq and is a predicted model, not a curated record. Gene Ontology annotation, cellular component: GPI-anchor transamidase complex. Gene Ontology annotation, biological process: attachment of GPI anchor to protein; protein localization to cell surface; proteolysis.
GAGGCUCGGUGCUUCCGGUUGUCAUGGCGGCGCUUGGUGUUCGGCUGCCGGUGGUGGCCCUGAUGCUCCUGGCCUGGGGGCUGCUCGGGGGCAACUGCCAGUACAACGAGUAUAAAGCAGAGCAUUUCUUUAGAAGCGGACACACAAACAACUGGGCUGUCCUGGUUUGCACUUCCCGAUUCUGGUUCAAUUACCGUCAUGUGGCAAACACGCUGUCCGUGUACCGAAGCGUUAAAAGGCUUGGGAUCCCCGACAGCCAUAUCAUCCUGAUGCUGGCAGACGACAUGGCCUGCAACCCGCGGAACCCCAAACCAGCCACGGUGUUCAGCCACAAAAACAUGGAGCUCAACGUGUACGGGGACGACGUGGAAGUGGAUUACCGCGGCUACGAGGUCACUGUAGAGAAUUUUCUUAGGGUGCUGACGGGGCGUCUUCCACCGAGCACCCCGCGGCUCAAACGGCUUCUCUCGGAUGACAGGAGUAACAUUCUCAUCUAUAUGACGGGUCACGGAGGAAACGGGUUCUUGAAGUUCCAGGAUUCAGAAGAAAUCACCAACGUGGAGCUGGCCGAUGCCUUCGAGCAGAUGUGGCAGAAGAGAAGGUAUAAUGAAAUAUUGUUCAUUAUCGACACCUGCCAAGGAGCCUCCAUGUACGAGCGCUUCUACUCUCCCAAUAUCAUGGCUCUCGCCAGCAGUCAGGUGGGAGAGGAUUCUCUCUCGCACCAGCCCGAUCAGGGAAUCGGCGUUCACCUCAUGGACCGGUACACGUUCUACGUGCUGGAAUUUCUGGAGGAAAUCCAUCCCGCCAGCCAGAACAACAUGAACGACCUGUUCCAGGUUUGCCCCAAGAGCUUGUGCGUGUCGACCCCGGGGCACAGGACCGACCUCUUCCAGCGGGAUCCGCAGAACGUCCUCAUAACGGACUUCUUCGGCAGCGUCAGGAAAGUGGAGCCGACGAGAGAGACGGUGACCCUGAAACCCCGUCAGCAGGACACGGAGACGAGGUUUUCUGCCCCAGAGACCCCGACGGAUCCGGUCAGAUACCCCAACCAGCUUCCGGUGGCAGAAAUCAUUCACCAGAGAGAGAAGCCGAAGGAGUGGCACCCGCCGGGCGGCUUCAUCCUCGGACUCUGGGCCCUCAUCCUCCUCAUCUUCUUCCAAACGUACGGCCUGAAGCACAUGAAGCACGUUCUGUAACCGCUCCGCGCCGCCGACACCGCGAGACGCUCCGCACCGUGAGACCCCCGAUCCCGCGAGACGCUCCGCACCGUGAGACCCCGCGAGACCACGAGAUGCUCCGCGCCGUGAGACCCCCGACCCCGUGAGACGCUCCGCACCGUGAGACCCCCGCGAGCCGCUCCGCCGGCCCCGCUCCCUGCACCGCUCGGGGGCGUUUGGGGCGUCUCAGAUGUUCCAAAGCUGCUGUUUGUUUGAAACCAAUGAGACGCGGAGAACGAUAACGGAGACAAUAAAAAUAUUUAAGGCCGUU